Sugiyamaella lignohabitans is the source of this 2088-nucleotide messenger RNA. It is a transcript of the gene KIP2, whose product is annotated as Kip2p. The transcript has a single exon. NCBI's taxonomy places the organism in Eukaryota, Fungi, Ascomycota, Dipodascomycetes, Dipodascales, Trichomonascaceae. Gene Ontology annotation, molecular function: ATP binding; microtubule motor activity; microtubule binding. The record is from RefSeq and is a predicted model, not a curated record. Gene Ontology annotation, biological process: microtubule-based movement. The coding region runs from base 1 to 2088 and encodes 695 amino acids.
AUGUCCAUGUCGAUUUCCAGUUCGCCAAAUAAAAGACCGCCGGUGAGACCGCCGUCGGUGCUGAGUCUCAAUGGCAUGGGAAUGCCGUCGCCGAGCCAUAGUAGGCCUCAGACGCCGCGACUGUCGCGACGACCAGCGAGCUCACUGUCGCUGCGGUCACCGACUCCGUCGCUACGGCGGCCUGCUACUCCGUCUCAGUAUGGUCCAAUGUCGGGAUCCGGUUCGGCAGUUUCCCCGUCGAUGUCGUAUACAGGUAAUAUCAAGGUCAGUGUGAGGGUCAAACCGAAUGUCAUUUCGCAACAGCCAGAAUCGCAUACAGCAGCGGCCGUGGCAGCUUCAUCAUGGAUCGUGGACCCGGCGAACAGCUGUAUUUCGACUAAGGAAGUGGGUGAUUUCAAUUUCGAUCAUGUGUUUGAUGGAGCAGGACUGCCCAAUUCUCAUAUCUACCAGAACUCGGUCGAACCUCUGGUAGAACAGGUAAUGCAAGGGUUUCAUGGAACGGUAUUUGCGUAUGGAAUGACUGGUUCAGGUAAGACAUUUUCAAUGCAAGGAACUAGAAACGACCCGGGAAUUAUCCCGCUGGCAGCAGAAUCCAUUUUUAAUCAUAUCGAUAAUGACCCUUCACGAUCAUACAAAGUCACUCUAGGAUACUUAGAAAUCUAUAAUGAACAUCUCAACGACCUGCUGACGCCAGGUGAUAAGACUAAUCCUGGCGAGGAAACGAUAAAACUACGAGACGAUGUGCUCCGAGGAGUCAGAGCUAUGGGUUUAAAAGAAGUGGAUGUUCGCUCUUCGCAAGAAUUACUAGAUUAUAUUGCUCAGGGCGAUUCUAUUCGUCGUACUGAGGGAACUGAUUUCAACAGCCGGUCGUCUCGAUCACAUGCUGUGGUACAAAUAUCUAUUGAAUCAAUACCCAAUUCCGAUUCUACUGGUGUUAGAUCCCAUCAGUCGCAGCAUCAACAGCUUCAACGUCUACAAAGUACACUGUAUUUAUGUGAUUUAGCAGGCAGUGAACGAGCUGUUUCGCAGUCGGAACGUCGAAAAGAAGGUGCUUUCAUCAACAAAUCACUUCUCACUCUCGGUACGGUCAUUGCCAGACUGAGUUCUAAUAAUAAUGCCGGCCAUAUUCCAUACCGAGACUCCAAACUGACGAGAUUACUACAACCAGCAUUAUCCGGAAAGUCGCUAGUCAGCGUACUGUGUACUAUUCAAACCACUGCUUAUUCAUAUAUUGAGACUCUCAGUACUUUGAGAUUCGCAGCUCGAGCCAAGAAUAUCGUCGUUUCCGCCAAACGAAACGACGAUGCCGACCCCAGUGCCAAGACUGUCGAACGACUAUUACAACAAGUGGCUGCUCAGAAACUUGAAAUCGAACAGUUGCGUGCCAAUGGGUCGAGUGGUUCAUCCAGUUCUGCUACUUCUACAAAUGGAUCAGGUCUUGGAAUCGGAUACGCUUCAAGCAGCGGUUCAAGCAGCGGAUUGCCGUCUCCGACUCUGCCAUCCAUGGCACAUAUGUCUCAACUGGAAGCUGAAAACCGCAUUCUCCACGAACGAGUCGAACAUCUGUCGCGACUCUGUGAUGACAGUAGACUGGAAGAUAUUCUCGGAGUCACUGCCGACGAGUCUGAUCUCGACGGUGAUAGUAACAAACAUCUCCAGCAGAUUGAAGAAUACAAAUCUUACAUCGCCCAUCUCGAAAAGCAGCUGUACAAUCAAGAAAUCAACCGAUCUAUCAACGGUCGUGAAACGCCCUCUGAAUCAGGCCAAUCCCACCUGUCUUCAGGAUCCCACUACAACGACAUCAUCCGCGACCUGAAAGAAGAAAUCGAAGAGCUUCGGGAAAGCAACCGAGACAAAGACCGAAUAAUCAACGCCCUCCGCGCCUCCAACAAACGCAAAGAGAACUUAGCGGCCUCGCUCUCGUCCACAGCAGCCAACUCUCUUGCCUACUCCCGCUACUACGGCUCCAACACCGUCUCCCCACCACCCAUCGCCGAAGACCGCGCCGACACCGCCAAAGAAAACAUCCCCUCCGACAUUGUCCCCACUUCUAAACUGUCGGAAAUCUCCCUAGAAACGAAUAGAUAA